Molecule: messenger RNA, 405 nt
Organism: Tetrahymena thermophila SB210
Lineage: Eukaryota; Ciliophora; Oligohymenophorea; Hymenostomatida; Tetrahymenidae
Exons: 2
Source: RefSeq, a predicted model, not a curated record
AUGAUUUUAACUUUAAUCUGCGAUAGAAUUACAAAUAUUAGAAAUACUAUCAUUUAUAAGCCUUUUCUUACUCCUUGCAAUUUCUCUAAGGCUUAUAAAAUAAACACAAUUAUUUAUUUGAAUAGGUUGGCUCAAAAUCUAUUUCAAAUUAAGACAUAAUUCAAAAUAAUAACUUUAGCAGCUUCAAUUGUUGUAUUUAAACAGGAAGAUUCACUGUCAAGUAUGCUAAUUCAUUAAAAUAAGUUUUUAUGCUCACCCUUCGCAUACAGAUUAGUAAGCUUAUUAAGGUAAUACAGUAAUUUUUGUUUGUUGACUGAGAAAAGAUAUGAAUUAAAAAAAGACUAUUUUAUCUAAAUUAAGCUAACAUAUUUUAGUUAAAAAUGGAAAAAGACAUUAAUAAAUUGA